Messenger RNA from Puma concolor (puma), 1891 nucleotides. The record is from RefSeq and is a predicted model, not a curated record. Lineage: Eukaryota; Metazoa; Chordata; Mammalia; Carnivora; Felidae.
GUACGGACAUUGCUGCAGGAGAAGAAGUUGCCAUCAAGCUUGAAUGUGUCAAAACCAAACACCCUCAGCUCCACAUUGAGAGCAAAAUCUACAAAAUGAUGCAGGGAGGAGUGGGCAUCCCCACCAUUCGGUGGUGCGGGGCGGAGGGGGACUACAAUGUCAUGGUGAUGGAGCUGUUGGGACCGAGCCUGGAAGACCUGUUCAACUUCUGCUCGAGGAAAUUCAGCCUCAAAACUGUCCUGCUGCUUGCUGACCAGAUGAUUAGUCGCAUCGAAUACAUUCAUUCAAAGAACUUCAUCCACCGAGAUGUGAAGCCAGAUAACUUUCUCAUGGGGCUGGGGAAGAAGGGCAACCUGGUCUACAUCAUUGACUUUGGGCUGGCCAAGAAGUACCGGGAUGCCAGGACCCACCAGCACAUCCCCUACCGCGAGAACAAAAACCUCACUGGGACGGCGCGGUACGCCUCCAUCAACACGCAUCUUGGAAUCGAACAAUCUCGAAGGGAUGAUCUGGAGUCACUGGGCUAUGUGCUCAUGUACUUCAAUCUGGGCUCUCUGCCCUGGCAGGGGCUGAAGGCAGCCACCAAGAGGCAGAAGUACGAACGGAUCAGCGAGAAGAAGAUGUCCACCCCCAUCGAAGUGCUGUGUAAAAGCUACCCCUCUGAGUUCGCCACGUACCUGAAUUUCUGCCGCUCCUUGCGUUUUGACGACAAGCCUGACUACUCCUACCUGAGGCAGCUCUUCAGGAAUCUCUUCCACCGCCAGGGUUUCUCCUAUGACUACGUGUUCGACUGGAACAUGCUCAAAUUUGGAGCCAGCCGGGCAGCUGAUGACGCUGAGCGGGAGCGCCGCGAUCGAGAGGAGCGGCUGAGGCACCCUCGGAACCCAGCCGCCCGCGGCCUCCCCUCCACGGCCUCUGGCCGCCUGCGGGGCACCCAGGAGGUGGCUCCUCCCACCCCCCUCACCCCUACCUCACACACUGCUAACACCUCUCCUCGGCCCGUGUCUGGCAUGGAAAGAGAGCGGAAAGUGAGUAUGCGGCUGCACCGCGGCGCCCCCGUCAACGUCUCCUCCUCCGAUCUCACGGGCCGACAAGAUACCUCCCGCAUGUCGACCUCACAGAAUAGCAUUCCUUUCGAACACCACGGCAAGUAGCUGCACGUCUCCCGCUGGAAGGCAGCACCGAUUCCCGGUCGGGUGGCUUCCAGUGGUCUUCAGUCUGUGGUGCACCGAUGAGAACUCCUUUCCGCUGUGAAGGGCAGACAAUGCAUGGCUGGUCUACUCUGUUACAAUGGCUUUACUAGUGACGCGCCCCCCGGUCUAGAACCGAAACGUUAACACCGGGAGCUCUCCAGGCCGCCCGCCCAGCGACGCCCGUGGGGGAAACAAAACACAAACUAACCCGGACAGACCGCAAAGCUCUGCCGUCGCAGGGGCUGCACCGAGGGCCUCCCACGCGGCCCGCUCGUCUCGGGCUGGGAAGAAAAGCAGAGUGUGAGAGACAGUUGCAGAGAGAACCAGACUCCCGCUCAAGAGCCUUUCAGUCCCCCUGCGGUGGCGGCGCCCUGCUCCCUGACGAGCCUACUGUAACCACCGAUCUUCUACUUGGUUAAGACAGUUUUGUAUCAUUUUGCUAAAAAUUACUGGCUUAAAUCUGUGUAAAGAAACCUGUCUUUUUAUUGUUCCUUUCUCGUCUGUUUCUGCGGUCCUGAGACAGAUGUUGCCUCUAAAGAGCCCCCGGAGCAGAGGCUGGCGUGGAGCUUCCGCGUAGGCAGAGCGCGUCAGGGAGCAGAACGCGGGCGCCGUCCUCUGCUUUGUGGUCCGUGUGUCGUGGGGUCCGCUGUGGAGAGGGGUUUUCUCGUCAGAAGUGCCGUCCCGUGUAGACGUGUGUG